Molecule: messenger RNA, 9631 nt
Organism: Ficedula albicollis (Collared flycatcher)
Lineage: Eukaryota; Metazoa; Chordata; Aves; Passeriformes; Muscicapidae
Gene: LAMA1
Product: laminin subunit alpha 1
Exons: 62
Coding region: 1-9240 (3079 amino acids)
Biological process (GO): blood vessel morphogenesis; regulation of embryonic development; regulation of cell adhesion
Cellular component (GO): basement membrane
Molecular function (GO): signaling receptor binding; extracellular matrix structural constituent
Source: RefSeq, a predicted model, not a curated record
AUGCCUUACCACGUGGCUGAUAAACAUAAUUUCUUUCAAGGCCUGUUUCCUGCCAUUUUGAACCUGGCCAGCAAUGCUCACAUCUCCACCAAUGCCACCUGUGGGGAGAAGGGACCGGAGAUGUUCUGCAAGCUGGUGGAGCACGUUCCUGGACGGCCCCUGCGCAACGCCCAGUGCCGCGUCUGUGACCGCCACAGUGCCAAUCCCAAAGAGCAGCACCCAAUUUCCAGUGCAAUCGAUGGUACCAAUAACUGGUGGCAGAGUCCCAGCAUUCAGAAUGGAAGGCAAUACCACUGGGUCACCAUCACCUUGGAUUUAAGGCAGGUCUUUCAAGUUGCAUAUGUCAUCAUCAAAGCUGCUAAUGCUCCACGACCUGGAAACUGGAUUUUGGAACGCUCCAUAGAUGGCACUGAGUUCAGACCGUGGCAGUACUAUGCAAUUAGUGAUACCGAAUGUUUAACUCGUUACAAUAUUACACCAAGAAUUGGGCCGCCAACUUACAAGAGAGAUGAUGAAGUGAUCUGCACCUCCUAUUAUUCCAGACUAGUUCCCCUGGAACAUGGAGAGAUUCACACAUCACUGAUCAAUGGUAGGCCUAGUGCUGAUGAUCCCUCACAGAAGCUGUUGGAAUUUACCUCUGCACGAUACAUUCGCCUGCGACUGCAGCGUAUUAGAACUCUGAAUGCUGACCUCAUGACUCUCAGCCAUAAUGAUCCUAAGGAACUAGACCCCAUUGUUACCAGAAGGUACUACUAUUCAAUAAAGGACAUCUCUGUUGGUGGCAUGUGUAUUUGUUAUGGCCAUGCUCGAAGCUGCCCUUUGGAUGAAAUCACAAAGAAAUUGCAGUGCCAAUGUGAACACAACACAUGUGGAGAGAGCUGUAACAAGUGCUGUCCAGGCUACCACCAGAAACCAUGGAGACCAGGAACCCUUUCUGCUGGGAACAAAUGUGAGAAAUGUAACUGUCAUAACAAAGCAGAAGAUUGUUAUUACAACCAGAGUAUUGCAGAUCAGAAAAGGAGCAUGGAUAUUCACGGCCAGUAUCUAGGAGGUGGUGUGUGUUUAAACUGUACUCAACAUACUACUGGGAUCAACUGUGAAAUGUGUGCUGAUGGAUAUUUUAGACCACACAAAGUUUCUCCCUAUGAGGAUCACCCCUGCUAUCCCUGCGACUGCGACCCGUUCGGCUCUCUGAGCUCUGUCUGUGUUAAAGAUGAGCACCAUUCUGACUCUCAGCGUGGGACUUGGCCAGGCCAGUGUCAGUGCAGGGAAGGUUAUGCAGGGGAAAAAUGUGAUCGUUGUGCAUUUGGGUAUCAGGGCUACCCAAACUGCCUGCGUUGUAACUGCAGCCUGGUUGGCAGCAUCAAUGAAGACCCAUGCACGGAGCCUUGUCUUUGCAAAGAAAAUGUAGAAGGUGAAAACUGUGAUCUCUGUAAACCAGGAUUCUACAAUUUGCAAGAAAGAAAUCCUCAGGGCUGCACAGAGUGUUUUUGCUUUGGCGUUUCUGAUGUCUGUGACAGUCUUACAUGGCCUGUCAGUCAGAUUUCAGACAUGACUGGGUGGCUCGUUACCGAUCUGUACAAAGCAAGGAGCGUGCAGCCUCAGCGAAGCCAAUAUGAUGGGCCCCAUCAAAUAAGUAUUAACAACACUGAGGCUGUGAAAGUACUGAAAAAUACUUAUUACUGGUCAGCACCUGAGGCAUACCUAGGAAAUAAACUCACAGCUUUUAGUGGAGAGUUGAAGUAUACGGUAUCUUAUGACAUUCCAAUGGAGAGUGUGGACAGUGAUAUAGUGUCUAGUGUGGACGUCAUCAUUCAGGGUAAUGGACAGAUCCUGAGUACAAGAGCAGCGGGCUUGUCAUUACAGCCAUAUGAGGAGUAUUCUAAUUCAGUGAGAUUUGUAUCAGAGAAUUUCAUAGAGUUCAAUACAAAAAAGGCAAUAGACCGGGAAAUGUUGAUGACUGUUCUGGCAAACGUGACCCAUCUUCUGAUCAGGGCCAACUACAACAUUGCCAAAAAGGCUGUGUACAGGCUGGACUCUGUGACCCUGGAUACUGCAAAUGCAAAUGUUAUAGAUCUUUCUUCAGCACCGGAUGUGGAAUUCUGUGAAUGUCCUCAGGGUUACACAGGAAUAUCCUGUGAGUCCUGUCUCCCUGGGUACUACCGUGUGGAUGGAAUACUCUUUGGAGGUAUUUGUCAACCCUGCAAGUGCAAUGGGCAUGCAACUGAGUGUGACAUCCACGGUGUUUGCUUUGCUUGUCAACACAACACGACAGGACCUUUCUGUGAUCAGUGCUUGCCUGGCUUCUAUGGAAAUCCAUCCCAAGGAACAUCUGAGGACUGCCAGCCUUGUGCAUGUCCUCUGAGUUCUGCUGCAAACAAUUUCAGUCCCACUUGCCAGCUGAAUGAAGAAGGUGGAAUUGUCUGUGACAAAUGUCUUCCAGGCUAUACUGGUUCUCAAUGUGAAAGGUGUGCCAAUGGUUACUAUGGGAAUCCUCUUAUGCCUGGACAGUCGUGUGCUCCUUGUGAAUGCAAUGGCAAUGUAAACCCUCAAGAAGAGGGCCACUGUGAUCCCUUCACAGGACAGUGCCUGAAGUGUCUGGGGAACACAGCAGGUCACCACUGUGAAAAGUGUGCUGAUGGGUAUUAUGGGGAUGCAGUGACUGACAAAAACUGCCGUGCCUGUGCCUGCCACGUGAAUGGUUCCCUUUCAAGUACUUGUCAGCAUGAGACAGGUGUCUGUUCCUGCAAAUCAAAUGUAAUUGGAGAAAGAUGUGAUAAAUGCUUGAACGGUUAUUAUGGGCUGCUUACUGGGCUUGGCUGCGUUCCCUGCAACUGCAGUCAGUUUGGCUCGGUGUCUGAGGAGUGCAAUCAUCAGGGGCAGUGUCACUGUGUGCCAGGAGUGGCUGGAGAGAAGUGUGAUCGUUGUGCUCAUGGCUUUUACGCAUUCCAGGAUGGUGGCUGCACACCCUGUGACUGUGCCCAUACUCAGAACAACUGCAAUGCUGAUUCUGGCCAAUGCAUUUGUCCCCCUCACACUCAGGGACAAAAGUGUGAACUCUGUGAAGAAAAUUACUGGGGACUCUCUCCUAAACUUGGUUGCAAGGCUUGCAACUGCAGCAGCACUGGUUCAGCCAGUCUCCAGUGCGAUGUGUUGACAGGUCAAUGCCAGUGCAAAACUGAAUUUGGAGGACGAGAAUGUUCCAGGUGUGCCUUAGGCUACAGGGACUACCCAGACUGUGUUGCCUGUGACUGUGAUUUGAGUGGAACCAGAGCAGAGACGUGCAAUGACACUGAAGGAGUUUGUGGUUGUGAAGAAGAAACUGGCAUCUGUGCCUGCAAGGAAAAUGUUUUUGGUCUACAAUGCAGUGAGUGUAAACCUGGAACUUUUGGUCUGUCUGCUAACAAUGCACUAGGAUGUACUCCAUGCUUCUGUUUCGGGAUGUCCACAUCUUGUUCAGAGCUAGAAGACCAUGUGAGAAUUCCUAUAACAUUAACUCCAGAUCAGGCUAUUCUGCAUGUAGUAGCUCAAAGUAACCUGACUGGAACAGUGGAAGGAGUAUUUUCACAAUUUUCUGAUGUUUUAUUGGAUGCUGCCAUAGUCAGGAAGUUCUUAAAUACAGAAACAUUUUACUGGAAGUUGCCAGAGCAGUUUCAGGGAGACCAGCUCAUGGCCUAUGGAGGGAAGCUGAGAUACACUGUUGCCUUUUAUGCUUUGGAUGGCUUUGGAACCUCAAAUUUUGAGCCACAGAUUCUAAUGAAAGGAGGUCACACUAGCAAGUUGGUCAUCUAUGUAGAUAUCCCUUCUCCAGAAAAUGGAGUAAGAACUGAAAAGGAAGUAGAAAUGAAGGAGGAUUCUUGGAAGUAUUUUAACUCUGUGUCUGAUGAGCCUGUCUUACGUUCUGACUUCAUGUCUGUGCUCAGCAAUGUUGAAUACAUCCUUAUCAAGGCAGCUUAUGGCCAAGGAUUGCAGCAAAGCAGAAUUGCAAAUAUCUCAAUGGAACUUGCAGUCAAGUUUGAAGAAAUGCAUGUAGGCAGACCUCUAGCUCAUCUUGUAGAGCAAUGUAGGUGUCCUGCUGGUUACACUGGAUUGUCCUGCCAGAGCUGUGCUCCAGGAUACUACAGGAGAAAGCAUACGGAGCUCAGUGUAAGAGAGCCUCACACUCUGAUAGCACCUUGUGUGCCAUGUCAGUGCAACAACCACAGUGAAACCUGUGAUCCUGACACUGGAAAGUGCUUGAACUGCAGAGAUAACACAGUUGGUGAUUACUGCAGUGCUUGUGCCCCAGGCUACUACGGGAGAGUAACUGGAUCUGCCAAUGACUGCUCUCUUUGUGCCUGUCCCAGAGCCAACUCUGUCAGUUUUAGUCCCACUUGUGUCCUGAAAGGUGUUCAGGAUUACCUCUGUGAUGCUUGUCUCCCAGGAUAUGAAGGACAGUACUGUGAAAGGUGCUCCCCUGGCUAUUACGGUGCCCCCCAGCUCCCUGGUGGCAGCUGCCGUCCGUGCCAGUGCAAUCCAGGUGGUUCUGUUGAUGGGAAUUGUGAUGGUGCCACUGGGCAGUGCCUCUGUAAGCCAGGGGUAACAGGACAGCUCUGUGAGGAGUGUGAGCCAAGGCAUCUUCUGCUGGAGGACGAGUGUGUGUCUUGUGAUGACAACUGCACAGGAGUUUUGUUAAACAGUUUGGAUAAUCUCCAGGAGGCCAUGCUUUCAGUGAACCUCACUGGUAUUGACCGUGUGCCCUAUGGGAUAUUGUCAGAGUUGGAGAAUGCAACACAACAUUUGAAGAGGUCUGUAGUUCCUAGAGAAGAUACAACUUACUCGUUAGAUACAGCAGAAGAAAAUCUUCUGAAUUUAUCAGGAGGCAUUGAUUACUUGCAUGAAGAGACAACUAGAUUUUUGAAACAAGCUCAGCAGCUUGACACAAUGACUCAGAAAACCAGGAAUAAAAGUCAAGAACUGACUGGCUUUAUUGACACGGUACAUACAACCAUCAAAGUACUUGCUGAGGUUGCUUUGUCACUAAAUGAAACACUGGGCCUGGAUCUGCCAUUGUCAAAUGCUGCGUCUCAGAGACUGCAGGAUGAUAUUUCUGCCCUUUUGGAUGCACUGCGCAAGAAGGAUUUUGUUCGACAGCACCAUAAUGCUACCACAGUCCUAAAAGCUGCCGAAAAGUUGUUGACCCAGGUUCAGAAAGAGUAUUUCAAACCCCAGCAGGAACUUGCUGAGCUAAAAACAGAUGCAAGCCAAUUCUUAUCAAAGCAGAACGGCAGACUGCAGGAUGUCCAGGACCUGGUGAACGAGGCGCUCGCUGACAUCAGUGAGACCCAUCGCUUGUUUCCUCUCAUCACCAGCAACCUGGCAGAGUUAAAUGACAAAAAGCUAAAAAUAAAGGAAGGUGAAGAAGUCUCAACCAUGCUCAUUAAAGAAGGGAAGGUGCUACUGAAUGCUGCUGCUGCUCUUGCCCAAGAUGUAAAGAACUCUACAUUUAAUGCAGAAGUCCACCAGGAUGGGUUGGUCCUGUGGAGCACCAAACUGCGACAUCACGUGGAUGAGCUGGUGAUGCAGAUGUCUGUGAGAGGAGUGCUUGACUUGGUGUACAGAGCUGAGGAACAUGCCACCCAGUUCCAAAGACUUGCAGAUGCACUAGAGAGUGACCUUUCUAGGGUAAGAAACCUGACUCUGAAUGCAACUGCUGCUAUCGACACUCACUCCAGCGUUAAAAGCGUGAUUGAAAGAACAGAGAGUUUGGCAGAUGAUGCAUCUAGAGUUAUGAAUGGCCCCUUGGAUUUACCAGAUGAGUCUUUCAGCCUUCUGGGAAAAGAAACUCUACUGCUUAGCUCCAAAUUUCAGAAUGAAGCUAAAAAUCUGAAGAAAAAAAAUGAUGGGCUUCUAUUUGGACUGAAUGAGUUGAAAAAAAAGGUAGAAAAGACUCAGGAAAGUACUAAUAAAAUUGGCAACCAACUUAAUGAUUCUCUGUUGACACUCAGAGCAUUGCCUAACAAUACCAGGAAAUACAUGCUUGAAGUGAAAGAGCUGGCUCUGUCUGCAAACACCAGUGCUGUGGUGGAUUUAAGUCACUUUGGGGAGUUCAGUCAAAAGCUGAUGAAUACAUCUGCUACAUUGUCCCAAGUUAAUGACUCUUUGAGGAAAACAAGUGAACUCAUAACUGAUUCAUCAAAAGCUGCAUCCACAGCUGAAAAACAAGUUAAAGAAGUUGAAGCACAAGCAAGUCUUUUAUUGGACAGACUCAAACCUUUGAAAAUGCUAGAGGAGAACCUGAACAGAAACCUGUCUGAAAUUAAAGAACUUAUCAGCCAGGCCCGCAAGCAGGCAGCAUCUAUUAAAGUUGCAGUAUCAGCAGACAGAGAUUGCAUUCGUGCCUAUCAACCCCAGAUUUCAUCUACAAAUUACAACACCUUAACACUCAAUGUGAAAACUGCUGAACCAGAUAACCUCCUUUUCUACUUGGGUAGCAAUGGAAAGACAGACUUCCUGGCAGUGGAGAUGCGACGUGGUAAGGUAGCUCUUCUUUGGGAUUUGGGCUCUGGAUCAACAAGAGUGGAAUACCCUGAUUUUCAAAUUGACAACAACAAAUGGCACAGAAUACAUGCCACCAGGUUUGGAAAAACAGGUACACUCAGCAUAGAGGAAAUGAAUUCCAAUCAGAAGCCUUCACCUAAAUCUGGAACCUCUCCGGGGACAGCCAGCAUAUUGGAUGUUAACAAGUCAACCCUAAUGUUUAUUGGAGGACUUGGAGGGCAAAUCAAGAAAUCACCUGCUGUUAAGGUGACCCAUUUUAAAGGGUGCCUAGGAGAGGCAUCCCUGAAUGGCAAAUCUGUUGGUCUUUGGAACUACGUAGAAAGAGAGGGCAAGUGCAAUGGCUGUUUUGGAAGCCCACAGGAUGAGGACACUUCAUUCCAUUUUGAUGGCAGUGGAUACUCAGUGGUGGAGAAGGCACUCCGCUCAACAGUGACCCAGAUAAUAAUAUUUUUCAGUACCUUUUCACCAAAUGGGCUUCUUCUGUAUCUUGCUUCAAAUGGCACAAGAGACUUCUUGUCCCUGGAGCUUGUUGAUGGCAAAGUGAGGGCGACUGUUGAUCUUGGUUCAGGACCCCUUGCUCUUACAACAGAAAAUCGUUACAACAAUGGGACGUGGUACAAAAUCUCAUUCAAUCGGAAUAAGAAGCAAGGAAUUUUGGCAGUCAUGGAUGCAUACAACCUUAAUUAUAAAGAAACCAAGCAAGGAGAAUCUCCUGGGGUUGCCUCGGACCUGAACCGCUCUGAUAAGGACCCAGUCUUCAUUGGUGGGCUGCCAAGAUCAAGGGCUCUGAGGAAAGGUCUUAAUAGUAGAAUGUAUGUGGGAUGCAUCAAGAAUCUUGAAAUAUCUCGUUCCACCUUUGACUUGCUUAGAAAUUCAUAUGGAGUAAGAAAAGGCUGUGUAUUGGAGCCUAUUCACAGUGUGAGCAUCAUGAACAAUGGAUAUAUUGAGUUGGUACCUAAGUCCUUAAGCCCAGAGUCAGAAUUGAUGGCAACUUUUGCUACAAAGAACAGCAGUGGCAUCAUCCUUGCUGGACUCAGCAGGGGACUGGAAAAGCGACGACGAAGACAAGCACAUUUGCCCUUCUUUUCCAUCAUGCUGAUUGAUGGUCAUCUGGCAGUGCAUGUUAAUGCUGGAGACAGAGCAAGUAGUAGGAAAGUAGUUCUCCAGUCUGCUAAUGGAACAUACAGUGAUGGGCAAGAACACUCUGUCAUCCUAAUUCGGAAUAAGAGGAUCAUAACUGUACAGGUGGAUGAAAGUAAACCUGCAGAAUUGAGGCUUGGUUCAGCAGCAGAAAAUAGCCCAAUUAAUAUCUCCAACUUCUACGCUGGUGGCAUUCCAGCAGGAGAGGGCAUCUUAGGACUAAAAUUGGCUGGCUCCUUUCAUGGCUGUAUCAGCAACCUUAUUUUUAACAAGGAGCUUUUAUAUUUCACCACUUCCAUGAAGUAUGAACAUGUGGAUAUGGACAGCUGCUUUCUGUCAGAGAAGCCUAAACCAUCAGACAUUGUGAUUCAACCUGAACUUCAGGCUCUACCAGUUCCCCUGAGACCUCUCACAGAUACAAAAAAAGUAGUUUGUGCAAAAGAUGAGCUGCCUGAUCAUGUUCAAGGUGCCCAUCAGUUUGGACUUGCCAAAGGCAGCCACUUGACCCUGCUCUUCAAUCAGUCUGCUGUCAGGAAGAAACUUUCCAUCCAGCUGACUCUCAGAACCUUUGCCUCCAGUGGCCUGAUUUACUACAUGGCUCACCAAAACCAGGUUGACUAUGCAGCCCUACAGCUUUAUGGGGGACAGCUCCAUUUCUCAUUUGAUUUAGGCAAAGGAAAAGCAGUAGCUCUUCACCAUGCUGUUGUCAGUGAUGGAAAAUGGCAUACGGUUAAGACGGAAUACGUUAAAAGAAAAGGCACAAUCAUUGUGGAUGGACAGGAAUUGGUAGAAGUCAGUGCUCUGGGAGAUGGUAGCACCCUGGAUGUGGAAGGGAAGCUCUAUGUUGGAGGACUCCCCUUAGACUACAUACCAAAGAAUCUUGGGAAUGUUACUCACAGUAUUCCCGCCUGCAUUGGUAGCAUGACAAUUAAUGGCAAACAACUGGACAACGAGAGUCCUGUCUCUAUCUUUGCUGUGAAUAAAUGCUAUGAAACAGUGCAGGAAGGUACUUUCUUUGAUGGAAGUGGCUUUGCUGCUCUUGUCAGAGAAGGCUACAAAGUGCGGUCUGAUGUGAACAUCACCCUGGAGUUCCGUACAACAGCAGUGCACGGGGUUCUUCUUGGGGUCAGCAGUGCCAAGGUUGAUGCCAUUGGACUGGAAAUUGUACAUGGCAAGGUUUUAUUCCAUGUCAACAAUGGAGCUGGCAGAAUAACGGUUACAUACGAACCAAGAGGCACAAACAGCUUGUGUGAUGGGAAAUGGCACAAGCUUCAAGCAAACAAAAGCAAACAUCGCAUUUCGCUGAUAAUUGAUGGGAAUUUGGUUCACACUGAUAAUCCCUACGUCCAGUCAACAUCUGCAGAUACAAACAAUCCCAUUUAUGUUGGAGGUUAUCCUGCUGAUGUCAAGCAAAACUGCCUCACAAGCAAGAGCUCAUUCCGUGGCUGUUUGAGGAACCUUGUUUUGACCAAGGGCCAACAUACGGAAUUGUUUGACUUCAGCAGAGCUUUUGACCUGCGUGGAGUGUUUCCUCAUUCCUGCCCUGGGGCUGAGCACUGAACUGUAGCAAAGCCUGUCUGGAUUGAGAGAGGGAUUGUUUUUUCUUGUUGUUGGUCUGUUAUUUUGCAUUCUCAUUUCGUAAUGAAAAGAAGAACUGACAAGAACCUGCAUCUAUUUGAUUUUUCUGGUUGUUUUCCAACUCAGGUCAUUUAUUUUUUUUUAAUCAGAAGCUCUAUGUCUGCAUUUUAACUAAAUGAUUUUAAACAACAGAUACCUCUCCAACAAUUUUAAUGGCAUUAAUUGGGUAUUUUUCUUUUGGGAAUUUUUAUUAAUCAGUGUUUACAGUAUGUUUUCUUUUGAUUACUUGACAGUAUUUCAUUUUAUUGUGUGUUGGUGGUUUCGUAAGAAGGUAAUAAUUUUGGACCACAUAAUAAAACUACAAUAAACUGCA